UCUCACUCCCGCCCCCCACCCCCCCUGCCCGCGAGCCUCGGGGUUUCUCCGCUGGCUGCGGCCGAAUCAGUGUCAGUCAGGGAGGCGGACUGAUAAGCACUGGGCGCUGACGCUCUGCUGCAGUCUCGCCCCGGGGCCGGUGCCUGUGCUCGCGCCGCCGGGUAGAAGGAUGAGGCCGCAGCUGGAGCAGCCACCCUAUGAUUGGCUGUGGCGCUUGUGAACCCGAAGUAAAGAUGGCGGGCGGGCAGGCAGCCGCCGCACUGCCCACUUGGAAGAUGGCGGCGCGCCGCAGCCCCAGCGCCCGCGACCGGGGGGUCCUGCAGGCGGCGGCGGCGCGGCUGCUGCUGCUGCUGCUGCUGAGCUGCUGCUGCGGCGCGGGCGGCUGCGCCGCGGCCGGCGAGAGCGAGGAGACCGUGAUCAUCGGGCUGCGGCUGGAGGACACGAACGACGUGUCGUUCAUGGAAGGGGGGGCGCUGCGGGUGAGCGAACGCACCCGGGUCAAGCUGCGGGUGUACGGGCAGAACAUCAACAACGAGACGUGGUCCCGCAUCGCCUUCACCGAGCACGAGCGGCAGCGCCACAGCCCCGGCGAGCGCGGGCUGGGCGGCCCCGCGCCGCCGGAGCCGGACAGCGGCCCCCAGCGCUGCGGCAUCCGCACCUCGGACAUCAUCAUCCUGCCGCACAUCAUCCUCAACCGCCGCACGUCUGGCAUCAUCGAGAUCGAGAUCAAGCCGCUGCGCAAGAUGGAGAAGAGCAAGUCCUACUACCUGUGCACGUCGCUCUCCACGCCCGCGCUGGGCGCCGGCGGCCCGGGCUCGGCGGGCGGCAAGGGCGGCGGCAAGGGCGGCGCGGGGGUGGCCGGGCUGCCGCCGCCGCCCUGGGCCGAGACCACCUGGAUCUACCACGACGGCGAGGACACCAAGAUGAUCGUGGGCGAGGAGAAGAAGUUCCUGCUGCCCUUCUGGCUGCAGGUGAUCUUCAUCUCGCUGCUGCUCUGCCUGUCGGGCAUGUUCAGCGGCCUCAACCUGGGGCUCAUGGCCCUGGACCCCAUGGAGCUGCGCAUCGUGCAGAACUGCGGCACCGAGAAGGAGAAGAACUACGCCAAGCGCAUCGAGCCCGUGCGCCGGCAGGGCAACUACCUGCUGUGCUCGCUGCUGCUGGGCAACGUGCUGGUCAACACCACGCUCACCAUCCUGCUGGACGACAUCGCCGGCUCGGGCCUCGUGGCCGUGGUGGUCUCCACCAUCGGCAUCGUCAUCUUCGGCGAGAUCGUGCCCCAGGCCAUCUGCUCCCGGCACGGCCUGGCCGUCGGCGCCAACACCAUCUUCCUCACCAAGUUCUUCAUGAUGAUGACCUUCCCGGCCUCGUACCCGGUCAGCAAGCUGCUGGACUGCGUCCUGGGCCAGGAGAUCGGCACCGUGUACAACCGGGAGAAGCUGCUGGAGAUGCUGCGGGUCACCGACCCCUACAACGACCUGGUGAAAGAGGAGCUGAACAUCAUCCAGGGCGCGCUGGAGCUGCGCACCAAGACGGUGGAGGACGUGAUGACCCCGCUGCGCGACUGCUUCAUGAUCACCGGAGAGGCCAUCCUGGACUUCAACACCAUGUCGGAGAUCAUGGAGAGCGGCUACACGCGCAUCCCCGUGUUCGAGGGCGAGCGCUCCAACAUCGUGGACCUGCUCUUCGUCAAGGACCUGGCCUUCGUGGAUCCGGACGACUGCACUCCGCUGAAAACCAUCACCAAGUUUUAUAACCACCCCUUGCACUUUGUUUUCAAUGACACCAAAUUGGACGCUAUGCUGGAGGAAUUUAAGAAAGGUAAAUCCCACCUGGCUAUUGUACAACGAGUAAACAACGAGGGAGAAGGGGAUCCGUUUUAUGAAGUUCUGGGAAUCGUCACGUUAGAAGAUGUGAUUGAGGAAAUCAUCAAAUCUGAGAUCCUGGACGAAACAGAUCUAUACACUGAUAACAGAACGAAAAAGAAAGUGGCCCACCGUGAAAGGAAGCAAGAUUUUUCUGCCUUUAAGCAGACAGACAGCGAGAUGAAGGUUAAAAUAUCACCACAGCUCCUCCUGGCCAUGCACCGUUUCCUAGCGACAGAAGUAGAAGCAUUUAGCCCAUCCCAGAUGUCAGAGAAGAUCCUCCUAAGGCUGCUAAAGCACCCCAAUGUCAUCCAGGAACUGAAGUUCGAUGAGAAGAACAAGAAAGCCCCGGAAUACUACCUCUACCAGCGCAACAAGCCUGUCGACUACUUCGUGCUCAUUCUGCAGGUCCACGUGUUCUCCUCUCCCUGUGGACAGCGAGCUCUCGGAGGGCCAGGCUGGCCCCUGCCAGCUCCCCGGCAGCACCUGUGGGGCCCGGCUGCAGCACCCGCUUGCUUGCAGGGGAAGGUGGAAGUGGAAGCUGGGAAAGAAGGAAUGAAGUUCGAAGCGAGUGCGUUUUCAUACUACGGCGUGAUGGCCCUGACAGCCUCUCCAGUUCCUUUGUCCCUGUCUCGUACCUUUGUUGUCAGCAGAACAGAGUUGUUAGCAGCAGGUUCUCCAGGUGAAAACAAGUCACCUCCCCGCCCGUGUGGCCUGAAUCACUCGGACUCGCUCAGCCGCAGUGACCGGAUGGAGGCGGUGACCCCGACGCUGGGGAGUGGCAAUAACCAGCUGGGCUCCUCGUUCCUGCAAGUCUACGUCCCCGACUACUCCGUGCGAGCCCUUUCUGACCUGCAGUUUGUCAAGAUCUCCAGACAGCAAUACCAAAACGCCCUGAUGGCUUCCCGCAUGGACAGAACCCCUCAGUCCUCGGACAGUGAGAACACUAAGGUUGAAUUGACUCUUACCGAGCUGCAUGACGGGUUGCCCGACGAGACGGCCAACCUGCUCACCGAGCAGAACUGUGUGGCGCACAGCAAGGCCAACCACAGCCUGCACGGCGAGGGCGCCAUCUAGCGGCGGGGCCGGCCCGGCCUGCCCGUGACUUGGUCAGUGGGAACCUGUGUGCCGCGCUGCAGCCCGCGCCAUUCCGAGACCAAAGACUUCGUCCCCUCGCCGGAAGCGGAGGAGGAGGCCGACGGCCAGGGGAGGGAUGGACGGCCGAGACGCGAGAGCCGCAGCCGGGGCGCGGCGGCCACGGGGCUGCGGAGGAACUGCUGCCCGGAUAGAAUCACGUUUAUUUUUUCAGCUGUACCUUUUACCAUUAUUCACUGUCCUCCUCCCUCGAGUUGCAUGAAGUUGAAAAUGGUUGCGAUUUAUUUUUUCAAGAGAUCAUGUUUUUUUUAAAGUGUCUUUUGCAGCGUUUUGAGUUGUUCUGUCGGAACUCUGCUGUGAGCCCUGACGGGACCCUGAGAGCGCGGACUGGCCGGCCCGGCCCUCCUCUUCCUCUGUGCCCCAGCGGGUGUCGCUGUCGAACUUGAUGGCCCAAUGAAGCAAACCUGUCACUGCA
Messenger RNA from Oryctolagus cuniculus (rabbit), 3432 nucleotides. It is a transcript of the gene CNNM2, whose product is annotated as cyclin and CBS domain divalent metal cation transport mediator 2. Gene Ontology annotation, molecular function: magnesium ion transmembrane transporter activity. Lineage: Eukaryota; Metazoa; Chordata; Mammalia; Lagomorpha; Leporidae. Gene Ontology annotation, cellular component: plasma membrane. Gene Ontology annotation, biological process: transport; magnesium ion homeostasis. The record is from RefSeq and is a predicted model, not a curated record.